Suillus paluster is the source of this 489-nucleotide messenger RNA. RefSeq lists its product as uncharacterized. The transcript has 5 exons. NCBI's taxonomy places the organism in Eukaryota, Fungi, Basidiomycota, Agaricomycetes, Boletales, Suillaceae. Bases 1 to 489 code for a protein of 162 amino acids. The record is from RefSeq and is a predicted model, not a curated record.
AUGGCGCUGUAUUGGGCGAUUGUGAAUAACCUGCGAGAAGCUCUUUCGGCGUUCACUAAACACAUUUCCAAAUAUAACUGCACUUUCGACCUGCGUCUUGCAUGCAUGAUAGCUAGCGAUCAUGCAUUGUUCACGCAACUAAAUUUGAGACGCAUCAUCAAUCAUGAGAUUGAAGUGUCUGAAGGAGAUGGGCUAGGCGAGAACCAAUUCGUUGCUUCUUUCCGCUUCAAGUUGUUCCAGAAACACCUUCGUAUCACACAAGACUUGGCCGUAGAAUUCGUUGCCGGGGGACGUAUGUGGGUGUUGCACUUUUAUUUGAAUGUGGAUGAGAUUUUGCCUCGAACAUAUAUGGGCAUUGAACCGAGCAAGGCUGUCACUACAGUUUGGGGCUCGUUGGGUAGUUGGCCGAUAUAUGAAUGGCAACACCAUAUAUGCAGACUGGGAUGGCACUUUACAUGCAAAACUGGAGAUGGCGGUAAAGUAGCAUAG